Molecule: messenger RNA, 4010 nt
Organism: Silurus meridionalis
Lineage: Eukaryota; Metazoa; Chordata; Actinopteri; Siluriformes; Siluridae
Gene: tmem63a
Product: transmembrane protein 63A
Exons: 23
Coding region: 385-2772 (795 amino acids)
Cellular component (GO): plasma membrane
Molecular function (GO): calcium-activated cation channel activity
Source: RefSeq, a predicted model, not a curated record
CCAGACAAACUUGAUGAUGUUGAGAUCAAAAGUUUGUGUUUUAUUAUGAAGAUGAUCAGACGCACAGAUGGCACUGCAUGAUGGAAAAGUAUCUGCCUGAUAUCUCAGCAUUGAGGUCACCAAUAAUCCAGACCACAUCUCAUGUGCAGAAAUGCAGCUUUGAACUUGCUGGAAACCUUCACCAUGCUUACUUCCUCUGUUUUCCUGCGUUUUGUUUCCAUGUUCGGAGGCUUUUUGGCCUCAGUUCUCCCAUGAAGACCACUUCUGACCAGACUUCUCCAGACAGUAGAUGGGUGUUCCUGGAGUGACCUCAUCACUCCUCCCACUGCACCACCAUGCCUGAGAUCUUCUAGCACUGCUCAACUGUUCCCACCUUCUCUCAGGAUGGCUUCUCCGUGGUGGGAGGGUUUCACUACGCCGAUGGAAAACCACACCGGGCGCUUGGACAACAGCUGCUUCAGCGCGAUGCCGAACACGGUUCUGAAGGGCGUGAGCUUCGGAGGCGUGCCGGUGGUUUUACUGCUCGACGUCCUCGUCUUCCUGGUGCUGCUUCUGACCUUCUCUUGCAUCAGGAAGAAGCUCUGGGAUUAUGGAAGACUAGCGCUAGUGGCAGAAGCUGAAGGGUUUAAAGAUAUUUCGAGGCGCCGUUACGGUCGGAUGACAUCGUUCAUGUCUACUGAGGAAAGCGAGGAUGAAAGGGGUACAUGUGCUUGGCUGACCUUCAUCCUCACGAUGGAUGAAACGAUGGUGAAAGAGAGGUGCGGGAUGGAUGCGGUGCACUAUCUGUCAUUUCAGCGUCAUCUCAUCAUCCUCCUGCUCAUCAUCUGUGUGCUGUCUGUUUCCGUCAUCCUCCCAGUCAAUCUGUCCGGAAACCUGCUGGGCAAUGAUCCGUAUAAUUUUGGCAGAACAACCAUCGCCAAUCUUGAGAAUGGUGACACACUGCUCUGGGUGCAUACAGUGUUUGCAGUUCUGUACCUCAUCCUCACAGUGGCACUGCUGAGACAUCACACCUCGCUACUGAAAGGCACCCGAAGAGAGACAGCUCGAACAACGCUGUUUGUUUGCUCGGUUCCUCGUGACGCCACCGAAAACAGUUUGAGGAUUCAUUUUACAGAAGCAUACCCGUCCUGCAGAGUGAUGGACGUCCGUUUAUGCUACGACGUGACCAAGCUGAUCUACCUGACGAUCGAAAAGAAACGUGCGGAGAAAAACCUGCUGUAUUACCGCAAGGUCCUCGACUCCCAAGGGCUGCAGGAAGUCAUCAACCCCGUGCUUUGUGGGCAUGUCUGCAUCUGCUGCCCGUGUGAAGGGUGUAAAGGGAUCGACGCUAUCGAAUAUUACAGCUCUCAGGUGUCUCGACUCGAAGAGGAACUGGCCAGGUAUAAAGACCAUGCCAUGCCACGGCCGCUGGGAAUGGCCUUUGUCACACUCCAGACAGAAUCCAUGGCGGCUUACAUUCUGAAAGAUUUUAAUGCCCUCGAAUGUGGAACCGGUGCUCAGGAAAUGUCCAGAGUGAGAGGACUUCCAUGUAGAUGCCAAAAGGAGCCUCAGCCUUCGUCCAAAAGCGAGGAGCUGAGAGUGAGAAAGUGGCACGUGAGCUACGCGACGCAUCCAAACAACAUCUACUGGGAAAACCUCUCACUGCGCAGCUGGUUUUGGUGGUCUCGAGUUCUCCUGCUGAAUACUUUGCUCUUCAUCCUGCUAUUCUUCCUCACCACUCCUUCCGUCAUCAUCUCCAACAUCGACAAGUUCAACGUCACAAAACCCAUCCACUACUUGAAUAGUGCUGUCAUCAGUCAGUUCUUCCCAACUCUGCUCCUGUGGUCUUUCUCUGCACUGCUGCCCACUAUAGUCUAUUAUUCUACGCUGUUGGAGGCCCACUGGACCAGGUCGAGUGAGAACAUGAGUAUGAUGUACAAGCUCUACAUCUUUCUGCUCUUCAUGGUGCUAAUCCUGCCAUCGCUCGGCCUCACCAGUUUAGACGUGUUUUUCCGAUGGCUCUUUGAUUCUCAGUCCGAUCGGAAGCUGAGGUUCGAGUGUGUGUUUUUGCCAGACCAGGGUGCUUUCUUUGUGAAUUACGUGAUCGCCGCUGCGUUUGUCGGUUCGGGGAUGGAGCUGCUCAGACUGCCGAGUUUACUGCUUUACACCGUCCGCAUGGCCCUCGCGCGUUCUGCUGCAGAGAGGAAAUAUGUUAAACAGAAUCAGGCGUACCAGUUCGAAUACGGCGCGAUGUACGGAUGGACCCUGUGCGUCUUCACAGUCAUUAUGGCCUACAGCAUCACGUGUCCAGUCAUAGCACCAUUCGGUUUUCUGUAUAUAAUCCUAAAGCACCUGGUGGACAAACACAACCUGUACUUUGCCUUCCUGCCUGCCCGCCUCGAACGCCAAGUGCACCUGGGAGCUGUCAAUCAAGCGCUGGCUGCGCCUAUCAUCUGCCUCUUCUGGCUUUACUUCUUCUUCGUCCUCAGGGCAGGAUUCAUGGCCAUCACGUCUCUCUUCACAAUGGUGGUCCUGUUUGGGACCAUUUUCAUCUGCAUCAGUUACACCUGCUUUGGGCACUUCAAGUACCUCAGUCCUCAUAACUAUGUUGUAAAGGAAGAAAAUGAAGACUCGGAUGCAACUGAAAGCUCCAGUAAUGCUGUCUACCUUCCCGAGGUUUUAUCUGCUGAAGAAGCCUCUGAGUCUCCCGCUCAGGUCAGCUCCCAGCCCUCGUAUGGCACCACAGACGUGAGCCCGGCUGUCUUCAGCACGCCAGGAGAACAGCAAGACUAAGACACCGUGUCACGAUUCAGACAAUGAUGAUGUCUGAAAAAAAUCUGACUUCCAGAUGCAGGCCGUCGUUUUUUAUUUUCAAAGACGAGGAGCAUCAGGCGAUUAUUCCUCCUGCACAACGAGUAUUUCUCCUGAUUAUACCUGUGUUCAACAAAUUAUUUCAUGCCAUCUUCUCUCAGAACUGUUCUGUGUGGCCCCUGGGCAUUAGAUACAUGUGCUUCUUUUUGAACAUCUCGUUCCACAUGUAGUUCCCAUUUACUGUUCUAAUAACCUUCACUCUUCUGGGUAGAUGUUGGAGGGUGCUUAUGCUUGAGAUUUUCUUUUCACAACCGCUCAUUUCCUUUGAUCCAUCCAUCCAUCCAAACAUACAUCCAUCCAUCCAUACAUACAUACAUACAUGUACUUUCAUAUCCAUCCAUGCACCCAUCCAUCCAUCCAUCCAUCGAACUGUCUAUCAAGUCACAUCCCUCCAUCCAUCUAUACAUACUUAUAUCCAUCUAUUCAUUUAUCUUUCUUUCCAUACAUGUACACUCAUAUCCAUCCGUCCAUCUAUCCUUCCAUUCCUAACCACUCAUCUCCAUCAAUCCAUUGAGCUGUCUAUCAAGGCACAUCCCUCCAUCUAUCCAUCUAUUUAUUCAUCCGUCUAUCAAGUCACAUCCAUGAAUCAAUCCAUUCAUCCAUCUGCACUCCUAUCCAUACAUUCAUCCAUCCAAACAUUCAUAUUUACUCAUAUCCAUCCAUCUUUUCAUGUCUAUUCUUUUAUCUUUUUUCUUUCAUAUCCUUCCUUCCAUCCAUCCAUCAAUCCAUAUCCAGGUUUUUGUUCAAGUAAAGGAAAAACAAAAGCAUAAGAACCACAUUAUGGGUAAAUAGUCCUGCUCUUUUCUCCGGUCAGUAAGCGAGUGUUUGGAAGGAACCCACCCUGAUCCCACACCGUUUACUCGGAGCUCCACUGAAGGGCGUAACACAAAAAAACACUCUUUAUUUGGAUCUUGUUUUGAGCAGAAGCAGCCAGAUGUGUGAUUCUGGGUUGAAAGUGAAUGAGUUCAUGAGCUCGACAGCUGUGUUCGAAACAACUGAUUACAUUUACUGUCAGUAUAAUGAAUGUGUGUGUGUGUGUUGUGAUGUGAUGUGAUGUGAUGUAAUAUCUGGUGGAAUGAUGGAGUGGUUUGAUGUUGUAAGUCGAUGCUUCUAAUAUUUUAUGAUCAGAUUUCUUACAAAUAUAAAAUGAGUCUCUUCUA